Molecule: messenger RNA, 2051 nt
Organism: Scatophagus argus
Lineage: Eukaryota; Metazoa; Chordata; Actinopteri; Scatophagidae
Product: MAD2L1-binding protein-like
Exons: 3
Coding region: 246-1508 (420 amino acids)
Biological process (GO): regulation of exit from mitosis
Cellular component (GO): nucleus
Source: RefSeq, a predicted model, not a curated record
CCAUGCACUACACAAACUGGCCACUGCGAUGUACAGGCUACGAAUCGAUAAACAGUGCCCCGGCCAUUUUUUUUUUAAAUUAAUACUAUGUUUUAUAUUGUUUUGUGAAAGGAAAGGGGACAGUCGUGGUCAAACCGAUUUCAUGCAGGAAAACAAUUUUAAUUUUAAUUUCAAUUUCAAUUCUAAAAAAAUGUGUAAGCGGACAAACAAAAUUUUCAGAGAAAUUUGUUUGCGAAUUUUUCCCCAUGUACGUGAACGCGGCAUCGCCAUCGUUACACGUUUCCCAUGAUGCACUGCGGGGAAAACCGGUGAAGAUAUUCAAAACUAUGGCGGAAGACCCGAAUAUAUUUAAACCAACAUUAUGCUCAGAAGAAGUGGAAAACAAGUCUGUUGUUAACAGACGCAAUGAAACACGGAGGUGCCUUUUGUUUUCGUCGGAUAAAGACAUUAGCACACUGGAGGAACCGAAAGUGACAUGUAAAAUUGUAACAUUACAAAGUGUUCCCGACGAUUCAAAUUCAUGCCGACGUUUUGCGGAAAUCGGCCAACAACUCUCACCAAAGGCCAUAAACACGUGUGUAAAAGCGAAAAAUGGAGUUGAAUUGGAAGGUGCCUCACCUGAGCAUCGUCUAAAUUCAAAACAUCAUAUUUUAGUCAACGCUGAAGACAAGGAAAACACCGCUAUGUCCUCAGCAGAUAACACCCAAGAAGAGGGCACUUCUGGUCAGUCAAGUUUGCAAGAUUCCAAUGUGACUGCCAGUAAGCAUCACAGUAACACAGAGGACGGUGAUGCUGAGGUGAAGAGAAGAGCACAGGAGGAAGGCUAUGUGAGUGUGGUCUUCCCUGGCACAGUAACUCAAGAAGGCUGCUGCCGCUUUGUCAGCGAGAUUCUCAAGUGCAUUCUCUAUCAGAGGCAGCAACUACCCAUGACAUAUGACCAGCUGGUAUACUCCCAGAAGAAACAGCAAGCCUCAGUGCAGGAUAAAGACAUAGUGGGUCGGAGACCAAUGCAGUCUGCAGACAUGGAUUGGCGCAAGUGUCAACAGACCCUUCAGGAGCUAGAGGAGGUGCUGCAGCAGCUGGAGGUGUUGUUUUCCCUUAGCAGGGUGCCACGUGUGCUGCUGCUAAUGGGUGGCUCCCUCAUCCUUCCCAAAGAGCUGUAUGAGAUCAACAUGGAGGCUCUGGAAGUAGCUGGUGGAGAUCAAUGUCUACGAGUAUCCUCCUGCUUAAGGCAACUCUUCCGCACUCUUUUCGUAGCUGACCUUUUGUCUGACACCAGACCUGUUCGUUUAAUGCCCACCACAGUCUUGGUGCUGGCUCACAGGGAUUGCGGUGUAGGUUGGUUCCGCCCUAAACUACAAUUCAAAGUGCCAACCCGUAUAAAGAACCAGAUUAUUGCUCUGUCCACUGAUCCCAGUACCUGUAAGGAACUAAAGGCAGAGGGUUCAGACUGGCAGGAUUAUGUGUGGUUUCAGGCACCCAUGACUAUCAAGGGCUUUGGUAAGUGACCCAAACAGUCUAGGAGUGCAUAGAAUGAAGAUUGGAGCUCUCAUUCUGGAGCAUGUAUAUUCAAAUGGAAUUUUAAUGGUGGUUUAAGUGAAUUUUAAUGAAUUAUGAAUUUAAUUUUUUUUGUACUGUUCAUUAAAAGUAUAAUAAUUAAAAUAAUAGUGUGCUUGUUGACAUCAGCAGGCUGUUAUUGUUUUUUUUUCAUAUAUAUUCUUGUUUAAUACUGAGAGAAUGAGUUCUCUAGUUUUUUUGGCAUUGAGAAUGUUGUGUAUUAAUGUUUAUAUUUAUGAGGAUGGUUUUACAUGAAAUAUCACUAAUUCCUAAGGACAUUAAACACAGAACAUCACAUGGAAUAUUUGUGCAAUAUAUUUUUAAUUGGAAUGACUUGAACGGUUUAAGGCAUUAUAUUGCAUUCUUUAGUCAAGCUCUUGAAAACAAUGGAUUGAGUAUGAUCUGUGUAUAUGUUUACUUUUUUUUAAAAUCUGGACAUGAUUUUGACAGUGCUGCAGACACGACUGCAGUAAUAAAGAACAGCUGUACCAUGA